UUUCCUGAAUAACAGCGAAAGGUUUCCGUUAGCCCCGCAAGGCGGCCGAUUCCUAUUCCCUUCGGGCCUCCCCAGGCACGCUCAGCCCCGGUCCGGCUGGGGAUCCCAAAUCCCGGGGUCCGCCAGGGGUCCAGGCCGGGACGGGGAAGGCCGUGGCGCCGGCUUCUGGGGUCCAAUGGCGCCACCUUCGGCUCCGCUGUCCGCGCGGGGACAAGGAGAGGCCGGACCCGGCCGGAGAAGGGGAAGGAGGCCGAGGGCGGUGAAGUUCGCGGACGUGGCCGUGUACUUCUCCCUGGAGGAGUGGGGCUGCCUGCGGCCCGCGCAGAGGGCCCUGUACCGGGACGUGAUGCGGGAGACCUACGGCCACCUGGGCGCGCUCGGAGCUGGACGUCUGACUGGUUCUCCUCGCCCAGGGUGCGCAGGCCCCAAACCAGCCCUCAUCUCCUGGUUGGAACGAAAUACCGAUGAUUGGGAACCGGCUGCCCUGGAUCCGCAAGAGUGCCCAAGACGGGUAACAGUCCAAAGAAAAACCAGAAAGAAGAAUGGAGAGAAGGAAGUGUUCCCGCCUAAGGAGGCACCCCGAAAAGGGAAGAGAGGGCGGCGGCCCAGCAAACCCCGGCUGAUCCCCAGGCAGACAUCUGGGGGCCCCAUCUGCCCUGAUUGUGGUUGUACCUUCCCUGAUCAUCUGGCCCUGGAGAGCCACAAGUGUGCCCAGAAUCUGAAAAAGCCUUAUCCUUGCCCAGACUGUGGGCGCCGCUUUUCCUAUCCCUCCCUGCUGGUCAGUCACCGGCGGGCACACUCCGGUGAGUGUCCCUACGUGUGUGACCAGUGUGGCAAACGUUUCUCCCAACGCAAGAACCUCUCGCAGCACCAGGUUAUCCACACAGGGGAGAAGCCCUACCACUGCCCCGACUGUGGCCGCUGCUUCCGUAGAAGCCGCUCCUUGGCCAAUCACCGGACCACGCAUACAGGUGAAAAGCCCCACCAGUGCCCCAGCUGCGGGCGGCGCUUUGCCUAUCCCUCCCUGCUAGCCAUCCACCAACGCACACACACGGGAGAGAAGCCCUACACCUGCCUGGAAUGCAACCGCCGCUUUCGGCAGCGCACCGCCCUCGUCAUCCAUCAGCGCAUCCACACAGGCGAGAAGCCCUACCCGUGUCCAGACUGCGAGCGGCGUUUCUCUUCAUCCUCUCGCUUGGUCAGCCACCGGCGGGUGCACUCCGGGGAGCGCCCCUAUGCUUGCGAGCACUGUGAGGCCCGCUUUUCCCAGCGCAGCACGUUGCUCCAGCACCAGCUCUUGCACACAGGAGAGAAGCCCUACCCCUGCCCGGACUGCGGCCGCGCCUUCCGGCGGAGCGGCUCCCUAGCCAUCCACCGCAGCACGCACACCGAGGAGAAGCUACACGCCUGCGAGGACUGUGGCCGCCGCUUCGCCUACCCCUCGCUCCUGGCUAGUCACCGGCGCGUGCACUCAGGCGAGCGGCCUUAUGCCUGCGACCUGUGUGCCAAGCGCUUUGCCCAGUGGAGCCACCUGGCUCAGCACCAGCUCCUGCACACAGGGGAGAAGCCCUUCCCUUGCCUGGAGUGCGGCCGGUGCUUCCGCCAGAGGUGGUCUCUGGCAGUCCACAAGUGUAGCCCCAAGGCCCCGAACUGUAGCUCUAGAUCUGCUCUAGGGGGCGCCAGCCAGAAGGGCAGUGCGCUUUAGUAGGGGAAGGACCCACGAGGUUCAUUUGAUUUCACGGAGGGGCCCAGAGAAGGGAAGCAGAAGCCCCAAGUCAGGCAAGGCAGAGUCCGAACAGAAAAUCCAGGUGUCCUGCUACAGAGCCCUGAACUCUAGUCUCUUCCACCACGCUGGCUGCCUUACCAUAAGUGUCUAGAACAGACAGUUCCAUUAGGAGAGGUGACAUCAUGUGGUUGUUUUCCAAGCUACCCUAUCCUGAAAGUAUUUCUGUGUGUUGAUAUCAGCACUGACAGUUCUCCCUGCUAUUUUCCAAGCUGUUUGCUUUUCUAGUUUGUGUAUACAGGGAUUACCUGUCCCCUUGCAUACAGUCAGGAGAAUCCCAUUCAUGGGGGGUGGGGUAGCUUGCCCUGCUCUGCCCCUUCCUUCAUACCAGCUUUAAACAGACCUGGUUUAGCCCUCUUUUUACAACACUCCUGCCAAGUUGUUUUACCCUUGCUUUAAAACCUCCCUUGACAGGGAGCUCACUACCUCACAAGGCAGGUCAUUUCAUUGUGGGAUAGCUCUGAUCUUUAAUAGAAGGCUAUUGAAAUACCACAUUCUCCUUCCCAAUAAGCCUGGCCCAGAAUAUGUAAUACUCCAUCUACAUGACAGCAUUUCAGAGAAUUUAAAUUACAUCUGCUUUGCCCAUGUUUUCAGGUUAAACAGCAUUAUUUGGUCAAUCAUUCCUUAAAGACAGAGUUUCCAUUCCCACAUGUGCUCUCUCCAAACAGGUGUUGGUUUUUCAAUGUCCCUUUUAAAGGGCCAGGCUAAAAUAUGCCAGCAGCACAGUGUACACUGUACACCUCCUUGGUCUCUACCUGUCUUAACAGCUCUAGAUUGCACUGAAUCUGGGGGUGGUGACACUGGACCAGGGCUUCAUUGCAGGCACAUAAAUACCUAGGUUUUUUGUUUUGUUUUUUUUUUAAACCACAUACUGUGAAGACAAGUCUUCUGCUUCCCAUGUUUGGGAAAUUGAUUCAAGUUGGGUCUGGGACAUAGGCAAAAUAAGCUUUGGGAGAAGACUGAUUUUAAGGAAAAGCAGGGGAGCCAUGACCUAGCAGCAAGAGGUAAAACGGGAACCAGCUUGUGCUUCAUCCAGUGGAUGUGGAUUAGUUCCAGGCAGCCAGUGGCUAGAAAAUCCUUGAGAACUGGGUCUCACUCCUCCCUGAUUCUCAUCAGAAUAAGGAAACCUCAGCACAGGACUUUCCAUGACUCCUCAACAGUUUUCAUAAAAUGAGAUGAGACCAUUCAAGGGAGGUAGAAAGUUGAGUAAUUGAACACAGAGCAGGAAGAGUCUAUAGUCCCCAAAUUGUGUUCAUGCCUGCCUUCCUCACAUAAGCUCCCCAAAGCAGCAGCAGCAAUGUGUCUUAAUCUUUGCUCUGCCUCCCUGGCACCCAUCAGAGUAGAUGCUCAGUAAAGCUUUACCACAUUAAAUGAACAAGGCCUACCACUUUGCCUUGGGUAGCUGCACCAAAUUGGGAUUUCCCAACAUGACUUCUCUGCUAUUCCAACAGCUGGAGUGGGUCAUGUUCCUACCCCUGUUGCUUGUUCCUUCAGCUCUCCUAAUCUCAGCCCCAAAGUGGGGGAGCUGCUAGAGGACACAGUGUCUGUAAUUACCUCUGUUCUGGUAUUUAGCAAGUUGCAUUGUAACUGUUUCUCCUCAGAUGAAUGGAUGAGCUACCCUAAGACGGGUCAUACCAGAUUGGGUCUCAUUAAAAUGUCGAUAAAUGAUGUUCCUUGUGGAAUUACUGUUUAUAAAAUAUAAGUCUAGGUCCUUGACUGGGUAGAAAUUUUUACAGUUCUGAUGCAGACCUGCCCUAACAGCUAUUCAAAUGUCUGCCUAGCUCUAUAUUAGAACAGGCUAUUCUAUGUUUACCACCAGGCUGACCCAACUCUCUUUAUCUAGGAAUUCUGUUAACUUCCUUUGGGCCCGGAUUCUAACUCAUAAGACUUGGAGGCCCUGGUGGCCAAGUUCCAGUGUGUGUGUGGUCAGUAGAGGGCCAAGAUGAGUGACAACUUCCUAGGUCCCCUAAAGUAUUUCAGUCCCAGUGUCAUUCCAUGCCCAGCUGUGACCUGGCCCUGUUUUCCAUGGGAGAUCCCAGUAUCCUUCCAAUUAGUUCCCCCUUCUGUUUCAGGUAGUUUGAGUUUCUGUUACUUGCAACCCAAAGAAUGAACAAUCCACAGUCAUGAUAUGGAUUUAUCUCCCAUGAGCUGUAGAGGAGGAAAUAGCAGUGCUGCUGAGAGGUGCCAGAGCCAGCACGCCUUUCCUCAUCUUCAACCUCAGUGAGCCUUCAGUAUGUCUUCCCUGUAUCCUUAACCAGUGAAUACCUUCUCUUUAAGAAACCAAAGGUUUCAAAUAGGAGCUCUUAAUAUCUCACUCUCCACUGACUCCACAUUUACAAGUAUUUAAUUACAGCGUUCACCAACAUAGUUGUGCUUGAUUUUAUCUCCUGCCCUCUAGGGGACUGUGCUACAUCUUUCUCUCCUCUUAGUUUUAUGGUUUCAGAGUCCCUCUCUUGUCUGGAAUACACACCUGCCAGUCUAAAAUCUCUUUUUUUAAGAUUUUAUUUUUCAGUAAUCCCCACACCCAACAUGGGACUUGAAUUCACAACCCAAGAUCAAGAGUCACAUGUUCUACCAACUGAACCAGCCAGGCGCCUCUCAGCUAAAUUUAUUGAAACAGUAGCCUAUAUUCUCUGUAUUCUUUGGCCUAUUGCAAUAGUAUCAUAGCCACUUUGUUGAGCAUUUAUGAUGGGGCACAUACUGUGUUAAGCACUUUAUAUGCAUUCCAAUGUAAUGUGUAUGAGAACCACAUAAAGUAGAUGUGAGGAGAUGCUCCUCCAUGUGUCUCUCGCGUUGCUCCACAUCUUGCAGAGUAUGCCAAAAAUGCAAGGCCUUGCCUUCAACAAAUUCUCAGACGAGCCAAUUCCAGACCUAGAGCCUCCUAAACGAAGAGAGGUUGAGCCCCCUGAUGAAGGACUAUAUUACACUGGCAAAAACACAGGGUAUAUCUUCCUUCUAGCCUUUCUCAAAUGUACCUGCAGCUAUUUCCCAGGGUGGCAAGGCACAGGAAAAGGGGAAGUCAUUAUGGUUUUUAGGGAUUACUGGACAUUGGAUCUAUACACAUUGUAAUUUUUGGAGAUCCAAAACAUCUCUGUACUUCACCAGGCAGUGGACUCCUGGAGACCAGGCAUGUAUAGAAAAGGGUUAACUCAGCAGGCCUAAGUUGCUCAAACCCUGCCCACUCCAAAGAAAGCCCAUCUUCAGGACUGGCACUUGGCUCAUUCCUGGGAGAUAAAUUCCAAAGCCUUGUACUAUUUUGCCUGAUUAGGGUGUGACUGUAUGCUGGAGGCCCCAAGCCGUGCUGUACCAGUCUGACCAGAUGAGUUUAUCCUGACAAUGUGGUUUAUGAUGAAUGUGUUUUUGCUCCGGGAGGCUGAGUCUGAGUAGCUAAGGUCAGUCAUGUGGGUACUCUGUGUGUAACUGACUCCCCAAUAAAAACCCUAGAUACCAAG
Nyctereutes procyonoides (raccoon dog) is the source of this 5235-nucleotide messenger RNA. RefSeq names its product zinc finger protein 689 (gene ZNF689). NCBI's taxonomy places the organism in Eukaryota, Metazoa, Chordata, Mammalia, Carnivora, Canidae. Gene Ontology annotation, molecular function: DNA-binding transcription repressor activity, RNA polymerase II-specific. Bases 176 to 1705 code for a protein of 509 amino acids. The transcript is spliced from 3 exons. Gene Ontology annotation, biological process: negative regulation of transcription by RNA polymerase II. The record is from RefSeq and is a predicted model, not a curated record.